Messenger RNA from Nipponia nippon (crested ibis), 6432 nucleotides. NCBI's taxonomy places the organism in Eukaryota, Metazoa, Chordata, Aves, Pelecaniformes, Threskiornithidae. The record is from RefSeq and is a predicted model, not a curated record.
AUGCUGGAAUACUGUCUGCGGUCCCUCGAUCUGCAUCUCCUGGCCGAGCUGCCGCAGAGGUUUGUCAGGGGGCAGACGGUGAAUGCGGGGAGCGAUGGCUAUCUGUCCUGGCUCCUUGCUUGGAGAGGCAGCCGUGUACCCCGCAACAGCCGGUGCGUGGGGAUGGGAAGGCAGGGGCAGCACGUGGGCAGCCUCCGGCUCCACAGCAUAUCCAGGCUCCCCUCUCAGGCAUCAAAACAUGGAACACGGGAAAGCUCAGCUCUUGAUGAAAGCAGAAUACCAAACAAGAUGCCAAACAAUCUGGCUUUACAGCUCCGCACAGUACAAACGGAGGGGGAAAGAGCAGGAAGAGGCGCAGGGUCCAAGCUGCGUGCAGGAGAAGCGAAAUGCAAAAGAAUGAGGUUCCCAGUGGUUCUUGGGACACGGUCAGGAGAUGCAUGCCUUUGUCCGUAUGGAUUAAUGAAUCGUGUCGUACAUGCAGAACUGGAGAUGGGCACGCUUGCCUGGCUGCUGCUGGCACAUGCAAUUUCUUCCCAGUUAUCAGAAGGAGGUUUCCUAUCCCCAAGUUUGCUAAACCAAAGGCCUUUGAAAUCUCUUCUGUUCUCCAAAGUGCAGAAAAUGGCAUUGAGUGAAGGCACAGAGUUGCUGCUGGCUGUCAGAGGCACAUGUGAAAUAUUCCCCUUUCCUGUGACCCAAGUUCCUGACAUCUGGAGUUCUUCCACAAAACCCGUGGGCGUAUUUGACAGUUACUGGGAUUUUGCAAAGAGAUGUCUACAUUUUGGUCUGUGUGAACGUCUGUCUCGGCUGGAUGGUUUCAGAAAACUUUACACAGCCCCAGUAGUUUCUGAAGGGAGGCUUCUCCGCAUUCUUGGUAUGGCAUACGAUGUGCCAUCACUGGAACAAGACGUCAGAGCUUUUCAGCUGCUGGGUGUGGCAUUGCUCCUCCAGAAGGCUUUGCUUCAGUCGCCCGUUUCAGCUCUCUCCACGAGAGUUUUUACUCUGCUUAGGGGAAAAUCAGUUCUCCAAAGGGAACUCAAUAGCAGCAUGGAUCUUCUGCCAAAUAUUCCUAAUUCUGGGACUGUACCAGGAAACUUGUGUGGGUCCCGUUCUGCUCCUACUAAAGUCAAAGGUCAAUGGAAGCUUUGCCGAAGUAAGGCUGCAGGAUUUGACCACGGGUUUGCUGCACAGCGUGUAUUGCAAGGUCUGGUAUUGUUUAACUCUACCUUGUUUGUUUUGAGAGACAGUUUGUGUAAAGAUGUCUUAUGGGAUAAUGUUGUAAUAGACCGUGUUACUGGGACAAGGAAAACUCUCCUUUUUAUUGCAAUAUGUAUAGCUGUGGGUGUUGCACAAGUACCCAAACAAGCUGUUGUAACUGCACCAGAUGUGCAGCUUGCACUAGAGACCGCUGUGGGAAUAUUAGCGUCCCAAAGUGGUGGAGCAAUAGAUGUUCUUCAUCAACUAGGCCUUGUGAAAGACAUUCAACAGCCCUCAGAGACGACAGUGCCCUCAACAUCAUCUCUGUUACCUCAGGGUGUUCGUCUAACCGUAUCAGGAGUUGUACUAACUGGUGAUGCACAUAUUGAGUCCCCCAUCGCUCAAGUCAUACCAUCAAAUCUAGGGCAUCAGUUCACCAUAUUAGUUGGGUUGUACUCUUACAGAGUAAAUAACGCUUUCCUUUUCAGUAUUAGGAACAAAAGUAGACUGCAGUUUGGUGUCCAGUUGCUACCGAGAAAGGUAGUGGUGUACACUGGAGGGAAGCAGUCUGUAUACUUUGAUUAUAGUGUUCAUAAUGAACAAUGGCAUUCAUUUGCCAUUGACAUUAGAGACAAGGCUGUCUCGGUAUUUGCUGAGUGCGGAAAGAAGUACUAUAGUAGGGAAAUACAUUCUGAAGUGGAGACAUUUGAUUUGGAUGGUUUAUUUACCCUGGGAAGGAUGAACUCUCACUCUGUCAGCUUUGAAGGAGUUAUAUGUCAGCUAGAUAUUAUUCCCUCUGCAGAAGCCUCUGCAAACUAUUGUAAAUACGUGAAACAGCAGUGUCGCCAGGCUGAAACGUAUCGAUCUCUGCUAGGAGCUCCACAUGUGUCAGAUGGGCUGGAUGUUUUUUCAAAGAUGACGACUGAUGAGAAAAAACAGUCAGAGGGCGUAUCAGCUUAUAGAAAGGAAGUAACGUCAAACAUUCCUGUAACCAAUGUUGCUCAGAUUCACUUUCUAUCAGAAUACUUUGAGUCAAGAAAUGUCUCUGCAUCGGAGUUUCCAGAGGCCAAACCUCUGCUGCUAGAAGCUUGGCCUGAAACAGAACUCCAGGAAAACGUCAAUCUGCCUCUUCAUCAGCAGGAGACGAGCAAAAAGAAAAACAUCACUAAAACCCCCGCAGGAUCAUAUCCAAAUACUUUAGAUAAUGCCACAGAAGAUGCAGGCAGACAAAGUGAGCCUACUCUGAUCUCCCCUGUAAAACAGAGUAAAGCUAAAAGCAAGGGAAUGGACAAAGCAAAACAGCAUUUAAAUGAACCAAGCACAAAGCAGCAAAUCAUCAACGCAACCCUGUACGGUUUGCCUGCUGACCUCUCGCUGGAUAAUCAACUCAGUCCAGGGCAGGAAGGUGCAUUUGAUGCUGAUGAGACUUACCACACGGACAACAGUUAUGACGUUGGUAUAGAUAAUUAUGCUUAUGACUAUGAAGAUCUUGACAAAAUGUUUGAAAUGGGCAGUGUCAGAGGUCCAAAGGGGGAAACUGGACCUCCUGGUCCUCCAGGUCCUCCAGGUUUACCUGGUCCAUCAGGGAAGAGAGGUCCUCGGGGUAUUCCAGGACCACAUGGUAAUCCAGGUUUGCCAGGAUUGCCAGGUCCAAAGGGCCCUAAAGGAGACCCAGGAUUCUCUCCAGGACAGGCAAAACGUGGUGAAAAGGGUGAUCCAGGCCCCAUAGGCUUUCCAGGCCCACCUGGGAUCAAAGGCCAGAAGGGUCUUAAGGGUUAUCUGGGACUGCAAGGGCCACGGGGUGAGCAGGGAAUUCCAGGAAUGGCUGGCAAUAUUGGGGCAGUUGGUUACCCUGGCAGGCAGGGCUUAGCUGGACCAGAAGGUAACCCAGGUCCUAAAGGUGUAAGAGGUUUCAUUGGGCCUCCAGGUGUGGCAGGACAACCAGGACCCGAAGGAGAAAGGGGCAUCCCAGGCUUCCGUGGAAAAAGAGGUCCUAAAGGGAGACAGGGUUUUCCAGGUGACUUUGGAAAUAGAGGCCCCCCUGGUCCAGAUGGGAAUCCUGGAAUUGUUGGUGGUGUUGGUCCUCCUGGAUUUCCAGGACUAAGAGGAGACAUCGGGCCAGCAGGACCAAGCGGACCAUCAGGAAUUCCAGGGCCCACGGGUCUCCCAGGGAGUGCGGGACAGCCUGGAAUGAAAGGUGAUAAGGGUGAACAUGGCCUUGCAGGAGAGCCAGGAGACCAGGGGUACCCGGGAGACAAGGGUGCUCUUGGUUUACCAGGACCCCCAGGGAUCAGAGGAAAGCCAGGACCCCCAGGGAAAAUUGGAGAUCCUGGAUCGCACGGACCAAUGGGUCCUCCAGGACCUGAGGGUUUUCCAGGAGAUAUUGGUGUACCUGGAUUAAAUGGCCCUGAAGGUCCUAAGGGACUUCUGGGUGAUCGAGGGCCUCCAGGGCCACAAGGCCCCAAAGGAGUUGAGGGAGAAGUAGGACCACCUGGACCUACUGGAGGAGUCGGCCCAAGAGGAAAGCCAGGACAGAAAGGUUAUAUAGGUGAUCCUGGACCAGAAGGUUUAAAGGGAGAACAAGGAGAUCAAGGAAACCUUGGAAAAACUGGUGAAGCAGGAUCAGCUGGCUUACCUGGAGAAACUGGGCCAUCUGGAAGCCUUGGUGAAAAGGGAGAGCGAGGCAGUCCAGGACCAGUAGGUCCUCCUGGAGAGAAAGGUGCCAUGGGCUACCCAGGACCUCCAGGAGGCCCUGGACCUGUGGGGCCAGAAGGAUUACCUGGACCUUCAGGGACAAGAGGACCACCAGGGCCACAGGGACCUAAGGGAAGAAGAGGGCCAAGAGGUCUAGACGGUCCUCUAGGAGAACCAGGAACACAAGGCAUUAAGGGUUUGCUUGGGCCUCCUGGAACCACAGGAGACAGGGGACCAAUGGGAGAGCCAGGUCCAAGAGGACAACCAGGGGAUGCUGGCCCUAUUGGAGAAAUGGGGUUUGAGGGACCUCCUGGCCCUGAAGGAGAACCUGGCCUGCAGGGAGAACCAGGUGCAAAGGGAGACGUUGGACCUGCUGGGAAGGCUGGAGAACCAGGCGACCAAGGUUUAAGAGGUGAACCAGGACCUCCAGGAGAAGAUGGUGUUCAAGGAAAAGAUGGCCCAAAGGGAGACCCUGGAGACCAGGGACUUCUUGGAGAAGUUGGUGAAAAAGGAGAGAUGGGCUUACCAGGAAUUGCUGGACCCCCUGGUGAACCUGGUGGUCCUGAAGGAACACCAGGAAAUCCAGGUCAGAGGGGCCGUUUAGGAAAGAAGGGGGAAAAGGGGCAGCUUGGCCCUCCUGGAGAAAUUGGACCUGCUGGUGACUCUGGCCAACCUGGAGAAACUGGUCCCAAAGGUGCAAGAGGAACUCGAGGUCCCUUGGGACAUCUAGGAGAAAUGGGACCUGAAGGAGAGUCAGGAAUUCCAGGUUAUGGGGGUCACCAGGGUCCUCCAGGGCCCCCAGGGCCCCCAGGACUCAAAGGAGAAAAGGGUUACCCAGGUGAAGACAAUACAGUUCCUGGACCACCUGGGCCCAUAGGUGAACCAGGUCCUAGUGGUGAACGUGGAGAUAGAGGAGAACCUGGUGAUGAGGGCUACCAGGGUCAUAUAGGUCUUCCAGGGCUUAGAGGACCUAUUGGACAACAGGGGCCUCCAGGAGAGCCAGGUGAAUUGGGAGAGCAAGGACCAAAAGGAGAAAGAGGUUCAGAAGGACCCACAGGGAAGAAAGGAGCAACGGGUCAGGCAGGCAAACCUGGAAUUCCUGGAAAGCCAGGGCCAGCAGGCCAGAAAGGAGCAGUUGGGUACCCUGGACCAGAAGGCAAUCCUGGNNUCCCUGGCAAGCCUGGGCUGUCAGGGAAGCCUGGCCCUAAGGGUACUAAAGGAAACUCAGGCUUACCAGGUCUGGCAGGUUAUCCUGGAGCUCGAGGUCCCAAAGGAUUACCAGGCAUGCCAGGGCCCAUGGGAGCACCUGGACUAAAGGGUGAGAAAGGGCUUCUGGGUCAUCCAGGAAAGCGAGGCAAAAGAGGCCUUCCAGGAUCACAGGGUGACCAAGGACGAGCAGGAGACGCUGGACUGAAAGGACAGACUGGAGAAGAUGGAGAUCAAGGUUUGAUGGGGUUUCAAGGAUUCCCAGGUCCAAAAGGUCCUGCAGGCGACAUUGGCUUAGUUGGAAUUCUGGGCCCAAAAGGUCCAACAGGCCAAGUUGGAUAUAUUGGCCCUGUUGGUCAAGAAGGCCUAACAGGCCGAACUGGCAGGCCUGGACCAAGAGGUGAGAAGGGCACAAGGGGUGAAAUGGGGCCUCAGGGACCUCAGGGCCAGCCAGGGCCACCUGGACCACCUGGACCACCAGGACCAAGAAAACAAGUGGACAUCAAUGCUGCUGUUCAAGCUUUGAUUGAGUCAAAUGCUGCACUGCAGAUGGAGAAAUACCAGAAUACUGAAGUAACUUUACUAGAUCACAGUACAGAGAUAUUCAAAACGCUGCACUACCUUAGCAAUUUACUGCACAGCAUCAAGAACCCCCUUGGCACACGGGAUAACCCAGCACGCAUCUGCAGGGAUUUGCUUAACUGUGAACGGAAAGUGGCAGAUGGAAAAUACUGGAUUGACCCAAAUAUCGGAUGUCCUUCUGAUGCUAUUGAAGUUUUCUGCAACUUCACUGCAGGUGGUCAGACAUGUUUAACGCCGCUGUCUGUGACAAAGCUGGAGUUCGGCGUUGGAAAAGUGCAGAUGAACUUCCUUCAUUUACUGAGCUCAGAAGCAACCCAUAGCAUCACAGUUCAUUGUCUGAACACACCAAUGUGGAGAUUAAAUAAAGUAGGUGGCCAGAAAACGUCUGUUAGCUUCAAAGGAUGGAAUGGUCAAAUAUUUAAAGCAAAUACGCUACUUGAACCGAAGGUGCUUAUGGAUGAAUGCAUGAUGGAAGAUGGCAGCUGGCAUAAGACACAGUUCUUUUUUCACACUCAGGACACUAAUCAGCUUCCAGUUGUUCAAGUUAACGCACUUCCUCAUCUCAAGCCAGGACAGCAGCACUUCAUAGAAAGUGGUUCAGUGUGCUUCCUUUAAGGUUCCUGUCCUGGGUUUUUUUGCAUCAACAUGGAAUUGCUGCAUAGAUAGAAUGCAGAAGUAAUGAUCCACUGCAGGCAAAAUUAGUAGGAAACUGAAGAAUCGUUUUGAACAGUGUUGGUUAAAGAACCUCAGGAAGAA